GUGACAGUUUAUUAAACAAAAACGCUGAAAAAAAUAAAUAAAAAAACUACGGACAAAUUAUAUUUAUAUAAUUUAAAGAGCAGCGCAACACAAAACAGUUAUGAGAAAACCUCGGCCGGGAGAUUAUCCAACCAAAAAGCACACACAUCAAAUCAAAGUGCAAUAAAUAUGUGCAGAUAAUCAAUCCUCCAAAAUUGUUGCUCAAUAGCAACUCUUAAGAAAUUUGUUUGAUCUCGAUUCCCGAUUUCUGUACACUGCUGUGCUGUGCUGUGCUGUGCCGUGUGUUGGAAGUGCCAGGAAGUAGACACCACUCCAAUCCAAUCCAAUCCAAUCCAGAAGAUAUGCUAGAUCAGCGCUAUAGUGGAGUCAGGCAGAAUGCAUACAUAGAAGACUCGCACAUAUAGAGGCGGAAAAAGCGCGCUAAAAUAAAAGAAGAAACUCUGUUUCUUCAGCCUUGCCCACCAAGGGGAAGAGAACGAAAGGAGAGGGGAACGACAAUAGGCGGCAGAGUCUUGUUAUCGAUUUUCACGCGGGUGUUCGUGUGUGGCGGGUGUGCGUGCGUGUGUGUGUGUGUGCGUUCAGCAUAACAACAAAAAUCAAAAGCGGCGUGUUAUCACAAAAAAACUAAAAGCUAAAGUAAAGCGAAAUCAUUAGCCGGCGAAGAAGAAGAAGGCCAGAAGUGAAAGAGAGCAGCAGUACAUAACGUAAACCGAAAAAACGAACGGAACACCGAACCGCGAACUGAUCCCUCGCCCCCUGUCUCUCUCCGUGCUCUCGCUCUCUCCGCUAAAUGCAGAAGACCGAAGCGUAACCCCAUCCCAUCGGUCAUCGGUCAUCGGCGGUCGGUCGAUCGCAGUGUGUUCCCCAUUCAUUCAAAAUUCUACUCAGAAAAAUUGGUAGACAUAGAAACUUGGUAAGAAGACGCUACCGGACGGAACCUUCUUACCAAAUGAUUUCCCUUCUGCAAAUGAAAUUCCAUGCACUUUUGUUGCUGCUAUCAAAAGUCUGGACAUGCAUUUGUUUCAUGUUCAAUCGCCAAGUGCGAGCUUUUAUCCAGUAUCAACCGGUUAAAUAUGAAUUGUUCCCGCUGUCUCCGGUAUCGCGGCAUCGGCUCAGUCUGGUGCAGCGAAAAACCCUGGUCCUGGAUCUGGACGAAACCCUGAUACACUCACAUCACAAUGCGAUGCCCAGGAAUACAGUGAAGCCGGGUACACCGCACGACUUCACCGUCAAGGUGACCAUCGAUCGGAAUCCAGUGCGCUUCUUUGUGCACAAGCGGCCGCAUGUGGACUACUUUCUGGAUGUAGUCUCACAAUGGUAUGAUCUGGUGGUAUUCACCGCCAGCAUGGAGAUCUAUGGAGCUGCUGUGGCGGAUAAGCUGGACAAUGGUCGGAACAUAUUGAGGAGGCGCUACUACAGACAACACUGUACGCCCGACUAUGGAUCGUAUACCAAAGACUUGUCUGCCAUAUGCAGUGAUUUGAAUAGGAUAUUUAUAAUUGACAAUUCCCCGGGGGCAUAUCGCUGCUUCCCCAACAAUGCCAUACCCAUCAAGAGUUGGUUCUCGGAUCCCAUGGACACGGCACUGCUGUCGCUGCUGCCCAUGCUGGACGCACUGCGCUUCACCAACGAUGUGCGAUCGGUGCUGUCGCGUAAUCUGCAUCUGCACCGCCUGUGGUAGCAGGUGGGAUCUAGCCUAGAACUAGCCCUAGCAGCCCUAGACCUAGCCCUAGCCCUAGACCUAGACCUAGCCCUAGUGUGUAGUAGUCUACGAGGAUCAGAGAAAGCGCGAGAACGUAAGAGAGUAAAUCUUCUGAAAUUAACAACAACAACAACAACAACAACAAAUGGUGGUGCUGUGACACAUUAACGAAUUUUUUCAUUAUUAAAAAUUGUGUUUUUGUUUUGUAUAUCCUUGAAGCGAUAGCAAAAUAUUAAGGAGAUCGAUUCGAUCCAAAAUUAUGAUGUUUGUAUGCUUAUACUAUAUACAUUUUUUUUCUUGUAUUAUUAAGAUGCAUAUAUAUAUAUAUAUUUUUGUAAUUGUUUCUACUUAAUAUUCAAUUGAUUUUUAUUGAUUUUGUACAUUUUUGUGUUAGUUUUGUUCGUGCGUGUAUUUUCCUGUACUAUAUUUCAUAAGCUAAAACUUAAAGCAGAACCUUAACCUUAAAAGCGCAGUAACAUGAAGUUGAGAGCGGCAGAGCGCGCAGAAUUGUCAAGAUAUAUAGACAUAUACUAUAUAUAUAUAUCAUAUAUAUUAUUAUACAUUUUUUUAUAAUAUCUAAGGCCUCUUUCUUACAAACCACAGAGCAGUGCAGUGUCGUGUCGUAUCGUGUCCACACAAUACAGAUACGGAUACAUGUAUAUGUAUGAUAUAUGAUUAUGAAGUUUUAUACUAUGGAUAUGCAACGCAGAGCAGAAGCAGAUAAUGCGAGAGAGAGAGUGGAAUAUGAAACAUACCUACUAUACACAUACAUAUAUAUAUAUAUAUAUAUUUACAAUUUACAAAUUAGUUGAUUACGUGACUAAACUAUCCUGGACUACAUCAUUUAUUGUGUGAAUUAUGAUUAAAACAAAUGUACCAAUUGUAUAAUAGAUUUAUCGUAUCUGUUCUGUUCUGUUCGGUUUUAUAUUUUAUGUUUUAUGUGUGUGUUUUGUGUCUUUUUGGUCAAAGGAGAGUACUCUAUAAUUAAGUAGGCAAGAAACAAACUAUAAUGUAAUGCGGCAGAGCCGCACUUCAAUCAGAUCCGAAUGCAGGCAGUAAGGCGCCGCCAAAAUCACUAAUUUAUAUAUAAUAAUAAUAUAAAGCUAGAACAGAAUUAGUCAUAUAAUUGAUGCGAAGAGCAGGCAAAGAACAGAGCAUCAUCAUCAUCACAUGGGGAUCGCAUCGGAUCGGAUCGGAUGAGAGUUGUGCUGUGGAGCAGAGAGGAGAGUUUAGAGUAUGUGUAGAGUAGAGAAACAAAUACGAACUGCUUCCAUAGUUAAAAUGUUACUUUGAUUGAAACAUGAAGAGCAAUACAACAA
This is a messenger RNA of Drosophila pseudoobscura, 3021 nucleotides long. RefSeq names its product CTD nuclear envelope phosphatase 1-like protein dullard (gene Dd). Gene Ontology annotation, molecular function: phosphoprotein phosphatase activity. The coding region runs from base 950 to 1681 and encodes 243 amino acids. Lineage: Eukaryota; Metazoa; Arthropoda; Insecta; Diptera; Drosophilidae. The record is from RefSeq and is a predicted model, not a curated record. The transcript has 4 exons.